AUGUAGAUUUUUGUAAGAACACUCACUGGAAAGACAAUUACCCUUGAAUGUGAAGCCAACGAGACUUUUGAGUCCGUCAAGGCCAAGAUCCAAGACAAGGAAGGCAUACCAGCCGACUAACAGAGACUUAUCUUUGCUGGCAAACAGUUAGAAGAUGGCAGAACCCUCUCUGACUAUAAUGUCCAGAAAGAAUCAACUAUUCACCUCGUUUUAAGACUUAGGGGCGGUAUGUAAAUAUUUGUCCGAACCCUCACUGGAAAAACUAUUACUCUCGAAUGCGAGGCUAGCGACUCUAUUGAGAGCGUGAAAGCCAAGAUCUAAGACAAGGAAGGAGUCCCCGCUGAUCAAUAGAGAAUUAUAUUUGCAGGCAAGCAAUUAGAGGACAGCAGGACUUUAUCAGAUUACAACGUAUAAAAAGAAGCAACACUCCACUUGGUGCUGAGACUCAGAGGUGGUAUGCAAAUCUUUGUUAGAACCUUAACCGGUAAGACUAUCACUCUUGCCGUGGAGCCAUCAGAUAACAUUGAAAGCAUCAAGAACAAAAUUCAAGACAAAGAAGGUAUUCCAUCCGAUUCACAGAGACUAAUAUUUGCUGGCAAACAGCUUGAUGACGGUAGAACGUUAUCUGACUAUAACAUCUAAAAAGAAUCAACUAUUCAUUUAGUACUCAGACUGAGAGGAGGAAACUGA
This is a messenger RNA of Stylonychia lemnae, 690 nucleotides long. Lineage: Eukaryota; Ciliophora; Spirotrichea; Sporadotrichida; Oxytrichidae. The record is from the annotation of a GenBank genome assembly.